AUGGACAUCCACGGAUCUGCUGCACGCUUCCGCCACCGGAAAUCCUCUCCUUCCUCCGACCGAUUCCUCGACGCCUUCUUCUCGCCGCCGCUCCACCGCGACAAGGACAGCGUCCUCUCCGCCGCCGCCGCCGAGGACAGCGAGCUCAACGAGGACGAUAUCUUCUCCACGGGAGACUUCUCCUCCGAUUCCGCUCGGAGCCAGCACCAACAGAGGCACAACCACCUCCGCAGCGCUCCCCCGCCGCGCCACAAGGCCUUCCCCGAUUCGUUCGGAAUCCUCGCGGCGUUGCCGGAGAACAGAACCGGCGGCGGCAGCGGCGUAGCCGCGCCGCAUCACCACCAUCACUUGUACCAGAAAACCGCUCUCUCCUCGCCUCCUUCCACCUCCUCCACCGCGUCUCCGUUGUCGAAUUCGUCGUCCUCUCGCCUCAUCCCCUGCAUCCCCAAGCCGCCGCAGGAUAGGUUACCGUCGUCGUCCUCGUUCUCCUCCUCCUUCUCCAAGCACCAGCACCCGCAGUCGGCGCCGAUCAAUGUCCCCGUCCUCGCGUCCGCGAUGGCCAGGAGGCGGAUCAGGGACUUCGAUGAGAUUGACGAGCUGGAGGACGAGGAUGAAGGCGACGGGGGCGAGAUGCUUCCCCCGCACGAGAUCGUGGCCAGGACGCAGUCCCCGAUUCUGUCCUGCCCCGUGCUGGAAGGCGCCGGGAGGACGCUUAAGGGAAGGGAUCUUAGACAGGUAAGGAAUGCAAUCUGGCGGCAAACUGGCUUUCUAGAUUGA
Linum tenue is the source of this 777-nucleotide messenger RNA. The record is from the annotation of a GenBank genome assembly. Lineage: Eukaryota; Viridiplantae; Streptophyta; Magnoliopsida; Malpighiales; Linaceae.